AUGGCCUCGUCCCAGGUUGAGACUGUUUCUUCCUCGCCCUUCCGUAGCGUUCUGAGGGACCGCAACCACCGGGAAGCAUGCAGGGAAAGCAACGUCAAGUGCACGCAUCAUCAUCAUCAUCAUGCUACGUUGCAAAGAAACAUCAAGAACUUUGUCAUGGACCUUAACACGUGCAUGGUAGUGUCUUCUGAUUGCACAAAAAAGGAAAACGACGACAAUGACAACAACAAAAAAAACGAAGGCAAUAAUCGGCGUAAGGCUCCCAAAAACAAUCGCCUAGAGAGACUUGGUUUCACACGAGCCAACUCCUUCAAAAAUAGCAGCGGCAACGACACCUCCUUGGCCUCGUUGAUCAGCCCGAGACACUCGCGGCUUCUCGAUCGAUGGGCUGCCAAACAGGCUCGGGAGAUGGUGUCGAAUUUGGAGAAUGAGGCUGAGUUGUUGUCAAUGGACGACUGUGACAUGUUUCCAAGGACAUCCAGUUCGACAUCUGAGGAGGAGUCUACCUCCUCAGAGAUCCCGAACAAGGUUGCUUCUUCUCUUGUUCAGAUUUGGGAGAAGAGGCUGAACCAAUCUGGUGUCUCCAAAACCAUCACAUCAGGGGAGAAGAUUGUUUCGACCUCUUCUCCGCCGAAUGAGAAUGUUAAUGCUCCAGCGGCGGAGGAAGAAUGCUUUGAUGGGCCCUCAGGGAAUGAUGAGGGAAGUUCCUUUCCCUCGUCAUUUCAUGAAUGGGAAUCAAGUGACCAUUCUGUUUCGCCACGUGGCAGGUCUGAGAGUGGUGUCAGUGUUGCUAAUAUCAUAAAGAAACUCACUUCUACCAACCUGAAUCAGAGUCCAACACCUUCCUUUGCUGAUGAGAAUGAUCAUGAAGGGUAUGCUAGUAGUAGUCUGGCAAGUUCUCCUUGUAGAGAGCGUGAAUGUGGCCAUCAACAACAAUCUUUAGAGCAUAAACUUACUUGUCCCCUGCGAAUUAGAGGCCGCCAAGCGUUCAAUGAUUUGCUUAUGCAGAUGGAGAAUGACAGGCGUAGGGAGCUUAACAACUUGGCAGAGCGUGGAGCAGUGUCCAAGUUCGCACAAAGAGGUCGCAUUCAGGCAUUGCUUCGGAUUAAAUUAUUGCAACGUGAUCUGUCAGCUAAUGAUCGCUACCGCCAGAAAUCAGCAUCAUCUGAAGUAAACAACAGACAACCACAAGGGUCUGCAAUUAUGCAAUUAAGGGAAAGAUUUAGCAUUGGGGUUGAACUUAGAACUCCGGUCCAGGUAGAAGUAGCUAACCCAAGAAGUUCUCAAAGAAAGACAGUAAACAAAAAGACACAACUGGGUAACGCUGCCACAACUGAUCAACGCAGAAAAGACACAAGAAACCAGACAGCUCAAAGCAGUGCCAAUCAUGCCACAGAAUCCACGCAAAAGUCAGUGUCACAGACUAGAAUAGAUCAUACUACAGAAGAAGCUCCUCCAUGUUCAAAUGUCAUGGUUCAAGAAACACGUCCACCUUCAGAUGCCGAGGCACUACACAAUAAAUCAGAAGACACUAGUGAGACAACUACGUCCACGAUUGAUCCAAAUCUAAAUGAGACGACAGACACGGCAGAGACGAGCAACCAACAGAAUGCUAUGACUAAAAGCAGUAAUGAUGAGACAGUAAAUGAGGAAGAGACAAGUAAUCAGAACUAUGCUGAAAGCAGUUAUGACGAUGAGAUGGAGGAAGACGAAGAGGAAAUUGACCAGAAUUGUGAUGAUCAAACUAAUAAUGACUGGAUCAGUGAAAUUUCUAAGCCUAAGAGCUAUUGGGAAGAGCGCAGGCAAGCCUGGUAUAGAGAGAUGCUUGAGACUGGUUCUCAUAAUGAGGAUAUAAGGAGGCUUCUUGAAAGAAAAACAGUGUCAAGUUUCCUUUCCAGUGACUUCCGGGAUAAAAUGAAUAGAUUGAUGGAAUCUCAUAAGGGAACACAAGCACAUUUAGUAAAUUGCCAAGACCUUGAGGAAGACAGCCAAGGGUUGAUGGCAUUUUUACAAGAACGCUUGCAUUCUGCAAGAACUUCUCGGGAAGAUGGAAGAGAUGUAAUUGAGGAAGAAGAGGAGAGAAGUCAGGAAGAGGAUGAUAAUGCAGAUGAGCAUGAAGAGGAGCAUGAGCGUGAGGAGGAGAGCUUGAUAAGUGGUUCAUAUCAUGAAGUUGGUGAUUAUUCUAAUAUGUCGUCAUCAUGGAGUUACAGGGACAAUGAAGCCGGUUACGAUUUUGACAGAGCUGUUUCUACAUCUCCACAAACUUAUCAUUCUCAAUCUUUCUAUCAGGAUAGUCGAAACUCGCCAUCCACCAAUCAUCAUUCAAUGGAAAUGGAACUCAUAUAUGAUUUGAAAGGGCAUAUGGAGCAACUUUAUCAAGAGAUGUCUGCGCUAAGGAAAAUAAUAAAGGGCUGCAUGGAUAUGCAGGUGGAAUUACAACAAACCAUGAAACAAGAGGUUCAUUCAGGUUUGUGUGGACACAUGUGUGCGUGUCUCAAGUGUGCCAUGGAUUUGCAAUGUAACAGUGGAAAAUGUCCCAUAUGUCGAGCUAAAAUAGUGGAUGUUGUUCGAGUGGGGCCAAAAACUGCUAUGAAGUCUGCAAAUUCAGGAAAGUGUUACCCAAUGUGCAGCUUUGGAGUUAGCGUAGAGGACCACGAAGGAAGUCAUUCUCAAUCGCUCUCGGAUCCAAAAGCUGCAAGAAGUAAGUACGCCAACCAGCCCCACAAAGGCGUGAAGGCAGACAUCAUUAAUGCUGUAACUACAAGAUGGAAACAUAACAGAGGAUAG
This is a messenger RNA of Sphenostylis stenocarpa, 2787 nucleotides long. The record is from the annotation of a GenBank genome assembly. NCBI's taxonomy places the organism in Eukaryota, Viridiplantae, Streptophyta, Magnoliopsida, Fabales, Fabaceae.